CAUCAGCUAGAUAGAUAACUGCGGUUGAAAUUGAGACACCUCGAACCUUCCAUGGUCGGCCGGAGCAAAAGUAAACGAACGUCACAGUUCCCUGCUCUUCUAUAUUCAUAUUUCACGUGAUACAUACAGCACUACUCCAUACAUUCCCUGUCUUUCCCUGCAACUACCGCCGUGCGAUUCUCACCGUCGUUACAUCAGUAGCUAGCUCAUCAUGGGUUCCGUCGUGUUGCCGCAUCUCCGCACCGCCUGGCACGUCGACCAGGCCAUCCUGUCCGAGGAAGACCGACUCGUGGUUAUCAGAUUCGGCCGCGACCACGACGUCGACUGUAUGCGUCAGGAUGAAGUCCUCUUCAAGAUCGCCGAGAGGGUGAAGAACUUCGCCGUGAUCUACCUCUGCGACAUCGACGAGGUGCCCGAGUUCAACACCAUGUAUGAGCUUUUCGACCCGAUGACCAUUAUGUUCUUUUAUAGGAACAAGCACAUGAUGUGCGAUUUUGGCACGGGUAACAACAAUAAGUUGAACUGGGUGCUCGAGGAUAAGCAGGAGAUGAUCGAUAUCAUUGAGACGAUCUACAAGGGCGCCAAGAAGGGGCGCGGUCUGGUCGUUAGUCCGAAGGAUUAUUCGACGAGGUAUCGGUACUGAGGUUGUUUUGUUGCGCUGUGCUGUGCUUGGUAAUGGAUCGGGGUGGUGGAGGUUGCUUCCAUUUGGUUUAUAUGGUUUAAUGAGUUUAUGAAAUGGAUUGGAUUGGUAGAUGUGGCCAUUGCUGGGAUCUUAGUAGAUUGGUUGAUGAGAGGUAGUCGUACGUGUUCUUCGU
Messenger RNA from Aspergillus homomorphus CBS 101889, 815 nucleotides. RefSeq names its product DIM1 family thioredoxin-like protein. Gene Ontology annotation, biological process: mRNA splicing, via spliceosome. The transcript is spliced from 5 exons. The coding region runs from base 212 to 643 and encodes 143 amino acids. Lineage: Eukaryota; Fungi; Ascomycota; Eurotiomycetes; Eurotiales; Aspergillaceae. The record is from RefSeq and is a predicted model, not a curated record. Gene Ontology annotation, cellular component: U4/U6 x U5 tri-snRNP complex; U5 snRNP; spliceosomal complex.